Mus musculus (house mouse) is the source of this 6413-nucleotide messenger RNA. Its product is annotated as predicted gene 5785. The transcript is spliced from 4 exons. Bases 1 to 1311 code for a protein of 436 amino acids. NCBI's taxonomy places the organism in Eukaryota, Metazoa, Chordata, Mammalia, Rodentia, Muridae. The record is from RefSeq and is a predicted model, not a curated record.
AUGUACAAAAAAGUUCUUUUACCAGUCAACUUCUUCCUGCAACCUCCCCCCAAACUCCACCAAAAAUCGGAGCUUCAGAUACGGAGAAGCAGCAAACCUGCGAGCUCAAGAGGAAGCCGCCGAGCGGCUGGGGUGCGGGUCUCCCGGAACUCGGAGGCCCAGCGGGACGUCCCCGGUCCCCGCCGGGCGGCUGAGCCUUACCAAGGACAAGGAGCGCGUAGCCGGAGCUCCGAAGCCAACAAGCCAAGCCCCGUAAGGCCCGGAGAGGGGAACAAAGGGCCCGAUACGCAGAGGCGACGGCGGAAGACCGACCUCACCGCGCUGGGGUCCAGCUCCGCGCCCGCCGCUGGACUCGGCGGCCCGGAUCCUCGCGCAGGCCCAGCCUGCCGACAGCGCCUAGCGCCCCCGCCUACCCUGACCGCAGGCUCUUACCCUGGCUCGCCGUACCAAACAGCUCCGGAAACCGCAGGCCGCGCAGGUCGAGCCAGGCAGGCGGCACAGGAAAAGCCGUGUCUCGUCCCUCCCCUUCCUCCGCGGGGACCCGGUGACAAGGAAGCGAGAGGCUCCCCCGAGCGGCGGCAGCCAGCGCGGGUCCCGACCCCAGCACGCGGCUCCUCAGACCCUGCGGUUCAGAGCCAGGUCCGCGCGGGGCCGUCGGCGGCAGCGGGGAGACGCCGCGUCCAUCGCCAGCCGGGCGGGGGCAGGAGAAGGGUCGGCCGAGCGCCGGGCGGGGAGGCUGGUGAAGGCCGCGCCGGCGGAGGCGGAGCGAACGCCUCCCGGCCGCCCUGCCCGCGGCCACCUGGGGCGCUGCGGAGGCCGGACCCCGCGGCACGGGGCGACGACGGGGGGCGCCGGGCUCCUUCGGCGGUCGGCUACGGCUCUCCUCAGCCCGGCCUCCCGGCGCCCGAGUCGCCGCGCUGUCAAUCCGCGCGCGCCGCCAGCAGCUGCUCCGCGCACGCUCCGCCCGUCUCGCCCGGCGCGAGCCGCUCCGGAGUCCUGCGGAACGGAGGCCACCGUCUCGCAGGCGCUCGGCGUGCCCGGGUCACCCCCUCCUCCGGACUUUUAAAGCCAGCGGUUUACCAGAACGCUUCCCAGCGAGCCUGGGAACUCGGCGAGCGCUGCGCAGCCGGGCGUUAUCGCCUCGGCGCAGAUGGGACCAGGACGGCUGCGGGAACUCGUGCCUCCUGCCUGCCCACCGUGGAGUCCCGGGAAGCAGCCAGCAUCGAGGACUUCCCACACAGUUGCCUUCGGCUCGUGGUCACUUGUACUUCCGUAGUUAUUCCCGUCAAACUUUUAUUUCAUGGGCGUUGAAAAAUCAAAUACUAGCCGCUGCUAGUGGAGUCCUCACGUAACCGUGACACUAGAGAACUGGAGGCUGGAGUUCAAGGUCAUCCUUGGCUACAAAAUGAGGUCGAGACUUGUCUGGGCUACAGGGCGGCGACGGUGGUGAUGAAGAAGGAGCAGCCAAGGGAGAGAAAAAGAGGAAGAAAAAGACUCCAUACUGAACUCAUCCUUUGAACAACAACAACAAAAUAGCAGUAGAUACCUAAUUUUAGGAAAGAACUGUAUGCAAAGACCGAGGCUAGUAGUUUUCAACCCUGGCGGCACAUUAGAGACACCCGGAAAAGUUUUCAUUAGAAGAGUUUUAGAUCCACAGCAAAUUGAACAGAAAGUACAGAGAAUAAGUUAUGGCUACCCUGUUCUGUAUCAUGUGUUCCUGGCCAGAUGCCUGGAAUCUACCUUCACAGACUAUGAACGGCUCAUGCAGAAAUUUCCAAAGUUCCCCAACAGGAAAAAUACUUUCUAACAAUGUAGCUACCACAGGACUGUGGCCAGAACAAAUGAAAAACUCUUCAAACCCAAGAAUAAGAAAAAACCUUGCCAGGCAGUGGUGGCGCACACCUUUAAUCCCAGCACUUGGGAGGCAGAGGCAGGUGGACUUCUGAGUUGAGGCCAUCCUGGACUACAGAGUGAGUUCCAGGACAGCCAGAGCUACACAGAGAAACCCUGUCUCAGAAAAGAAAAAAGAAAAGAAAAAAACCUUAAUUAGAAAUUGUAAAAGACUGGAGACAUUUAACCAAGAAGACAUCCCAGUGGCUGGCGAGAAAGCAUAUGAAAGAUGCUUAACAUUAUCUGGCCUUGAGAAAUUGAAGAUACUCACUGGUGGUCUGUGCGUUUGGUUCCCAGUACCCAUAUCAGGCAGCUCACAUCUGAUGCCUCUGGCCUCUACAAGCACCUGCGUUUACAUGCAUUCACCCACACACAGGCAUGCACAUGUGCACAUAAUGUAAAAGUAAUUUAAAUAAAUCUUUGAGGAAAAGAAAUUUUAAAAUAAUACUCUAGAGCUAUAGAUAACAGCUCAGUUGGUAGGGUACUUACCUACUACACACAAAGCCUGGGUUCUCUGUCCAGGACUGGAUAGAACCAGGCCCUAAAACUGGGAUUGGUGGGACAGACGGACAGACUUUUAAUUUCCAUCACAGGCAGAAGAAGCAGUUCAAGAGCUUCCUCAGCUACAUAAUGAACUUCCUCAGCUACAUAAUGAACUGGGUUCCAGCCUAGAAUACAUAGAAUGACCGUGUCUGAAGAAGGGAAAAGAGGGCAGAGGGAAGGAAGGGAACACUCGAGACUUCUAAACAUCAUUAGAAGGGCGAAAAACCAAAGCCCAAUAACACCAAACGCUGGAAGGGUGUGAUUCAGCCGGAGCGCUCUUGGUACCCGUGGAAAGUAAUAGUGCCCCUGUGUAAGAUAAAAAAAGGCUCUGGUUUUGUAAAAGCAGGCAUGGGCAAAGCCAAGAACCUAGGACCCACAUGAAAGCCCACAGGCAGUGACAGGUGCCUGCGGUCCCGGCGCCUCCCGCGGAGAGCUAGGAAACAGAAGAAUCACCUGGAAUCUUACAGGCCAGCUCUCCAGGGGCGGGGCGUGAUGCAGGGCAGAAAGGAGAGAGAGAGAACCAACUCCCGAACCUUGUAGAGGUUUGUUUUCCCUUUAGAAGUUGCUUUAUCUAUGAGCGAGGCAUGGGGGCACCCACCUUUAAUUCCUGCACUCAGGAGUCAGAAGCAGGAAGGUCUCUGUGAGUUUGAGGUCAGCCGGGGAAAGCUACAUAGUGAGACCCUGUGUUCAACAAGACAAAUUUGUUAUGUACAAAUAACAGGCAACAUUCUAUCCAUGAGUCCUAUUUUCUAAGACCUUAAAAAAAAAAAAAAAAGAAAAGAAAGAAAAUAGACAAUACUUUUUAAAAGGCAAGAAGAGUCUUCUGCUUCUAGAUGAUUGCUGGGCUAGAGAGAGAGGGAAGUUUGUUGAACCGAAAGUGACAACUUAGAAUUGCAUAUUCUCCAGAACAGGAAUAGUAAGGUGACGAUUGGGGGCACCUAAGAGUACUGGCUGCUGUUCCAGAGGACUGGGUUUCAGUUCCCAGCAUCCACACAUGGAAGCUCAUAUCUGUAAUUCAAGUUCUGGGGUAUCCUAUACCCUCAGACAAACAUGCAGGCAAAACACCAAUCAAUACACAUUAAAAAAUUAGAAAUGACUUAAAAAACAGUAAGAUGACCUCGGAGCAAGUUUAUUCAACAUCCCUGGACAUCCACAGAUGCCUACCAGAGCCAUUGAAGCAGGUCAGGAAGUCCAACGUAAUUCAGCUGCUCCAACAAUCCAAUCCACAGAGGCUCCCAUAAAGGUUAGGGUCCUAACCUCCGCACUUACACCAGGCAUUCAUAGACCCACACUUACACAUCAAAUAAAUAGCUGAGCGAGGUGAUGUAUGCCUCUAAUCUCAGCACACAGGAAGCAAAGAGCUCAAGACCAGACUGGUCUAUGUAGUGAGUUCCAGGCUAGUCAUGGCUACAUAGUGAAACCUUAUCUCAAAUAAAUACAUAAAUAAGCAUAUAUAUGUAUAUAUGUAUGUAUAUGUAUAUACUUUUACCAAAUAAUCAGCAGCCACCCUCAAUAUCUACCCAACGGAGUUGAAAACUUAAGUUCAAACUUAAGCCCAAAGUUGAAAACUUUGAGGGGAUUUUGUUUGUUUCAUUUUGACUUUUGAGGUCAGGUCUCACUUGGCCCAUGAUGGCUUCCAGUUCACCAUGUAGCUGAGGAUGGCCUGCUCCUCUGGGUCUUCUUACCACCACCUCCUAAGUACAAGGAUUACAGGCGUGUACCACAGGGUGCAUACAGAUACUGAUGGCUACUUUAUUCAUAAUUGUUAAAAUUCAGGGAAAAGACAGAAUAUAUCUCAGCAUUGGAAAUUUGUGCUUAGUAUGUACCAGGCCUUCGUUCCACAAAAUACUAGCAACAGAACCUAGAAGCAACUAAGACAUCCUUUAAUAGAUGAAUAAACACAUACCCUUCAAAAGCUGACAUAUCACUUAUCCAUCCAUUAGGUACUAUUCUCUUCCUUCCUUCCUUCUUUCCUUCCUUCCUUCCUUCCUUCCUUCCUUCUUUCCUUCCUUCCUUUCUUUUUUAAAGACUUAUCUAUUUUAUGUGUGUGUGUGUACACUACAACUGUCUUCAGACACACACUACAAGAGUGCAUGGGGGCCAGGCGUGGUGGCGCAUGCCUUUAAUCCCAGCACUCGGGAGGCAGAGGCAGGCAGAUUUCUGAGUUCAAGGCCAGCCUGGUCUACAGAGUGAGUUCCAGGACAGCCAGGGCUAUACAGAGAAACCCUGUCUCAACCCCCCCCCCACAAAAAAAAAAAGAGUGCAUCGGAUCCCAUUACAGAUGAUUGUAAGCCACCAUGUGGUUGCUGGGAAUUGAACUCAGGACCUCUGGAAGAGGAAUCAGUACUCUUAACCACUGAGCCAUCUCUCCAGCUACUAUUGUCUGGUAUGCCUGUGAGUUUACCUCAACUACUCCCUUUUUGGAAAUGUGAAUUUUAAUAUGCUUUUAUCUGAAAGGUGACAGUAUUUGCAAGAUAGAAUUUUAAAAUUAACCAUAUAAUACAGAAUGUAUGUGUCUCCAAAAUUUUAAUGGCUAACUUGUCAAAUGCUUUUAGUCUUUUAUAGUGUGUAUGUGUGUAUGUCCAUGGUAACUGUGUGGAGGUCAGAGGACAAUUUGUAGGAGACAGUUCUCUCCUUCCACCACGUAGGUAGAAGGAUCUACCUACCACCACAUAGGUAGAAGGUCUGGUGGCAAGUGCCUUUCCCCACUGAGCCAUCUUGCCAGUCCACAAAUACCUGAUUGAAAUUCAUUUAUAUCAACUAUGAAAUCCCAACAACAUUUGGGGAGCCUUGGUAAAGGCUGAAUAGGAAUUGUUAAAAAUAAGUUUUGCAACAUUUCUUGUGGUUUUGUGACAAGGUCUUACUACCUAGAACUUGCUUUGUAGCUAAGGCUGGCCUCGAACUCAUGGACAUCUGCCUCUCAACUGCUAGGAUUACAAGCACGAACCACCAAGCUUAACCUAUUUUUUUUUUUUUUUGCAAUUUUGAUAAGCCUCAACUUAUUUCAGAAUAAAAAGUUUUUUGAUGACAGUAAAUUUAGCUUAUAAUGGCUAAUUCUAAGAAAUAACUUUCUUCCAGGGAUCAUCAUGGUUUUCCUAAACAUUUUUAAAAUGAUGCACUUAAAAUAAAUCCUAGAAUAUUGAUACGUUGUUACAGGAUUCACGAUAGCUGCCAUAUCCCUUGGUAGUAGAGUCAAAAGCCAAACAGUAGAGCAAAUGCUGAGCACUCCAUGUUCCUAGUCAGUCGUUCCUGUUCCAAGGCUAAUACACUCUUCCAUAAUUUGCUACCAUCCUUUCCUUUUGUCUUGAGGAAAUUUUUUUCUUGCCGGUAAAUAAAAGGUCUAUUGUCCUGCUUUAACAUUCUUAGAUACAUGAAUAUCAUGCAAUACACUUAGUUAUAGGAAAAGUGGAACCUAAUUUGCAAAAGUAGAAAUGUGCUUCUACAGUAAAAGUAGAAAUGAGAAAUGUUCUACAAAAUGUAGAAAACUUUCAGUAACUUUAUUUUUAUGAAGAAUAUUAUUAUCAAUUGCAAAAUGUGUAUUGGGGAAGUUGCAUAAUUUGUGCAGACUUUUUAAAACUGUCCUCCUGGAUACUAAGUGGUUACCAUUACUUGUUUUUGUCUUUGGUAACAAUAGAAUGGUUUCUAAGACAAUCCUAAUCCUAGACUGCUUGGAUAGCGAGCACAAACAAGCCUACAGUCUGUUCCCCAGCACCGGGUAAAACUGGGCAUCACGGUGAAGGCCCAUAGUCCCAGCAGGGAGGAAGUAUCAGGACAGCCAGAUGUUGAAGGACAAACUUAUCUACAUCCUGAGUUUGAGGCCAGCUUGGGAUAUGUAAGACCCUGUCUCAAAAAAUAAACAUAUAAAGUCAUACAACAUAUAAAUGUUUAUGUGUGUGUGGGUGUCAUACUACAAUUAUAUCAUAAUCUUAUUGUUAACCAAUAUGAAGGGAGUAUGAUAUUAAACUAGACUUAAAACUCUU